Cynara cardunculus var. scolymus (artichoke) is the source of this 2553-nucleotide messenger RNA. RefSeq lists its product as uncharacterized. The coding region runs from base 273 to 2330 and encodes 685 amino acids. Lineage: Eukaryota; Viridiplantae; Streptophyta; Magnoliopsida; Asterales; Asteraceae. The record is from RefSeq and is a predicted model, not a curated record. The transcript is spliced from 3 exons.
CCGCGAAUACCUCCUCCCUUUCCUUGGCCGUCCGAUCCAUAACCACCCCCUUUCACUCUUUCUCUCUCUCUCGUUUUCAACCCAAUUUCACAAAACCCAAUUCUUCUUCGAUCUCUCGAUUCUGGAGAAGAAGAGCAACAUCAAGCAAAAGAUCACUGCCUUCAUUGCAAGCAAUAUGAAUACAGAAGUGGUGAGCUUACAUCAAAUUCCAAUAGAACUGCCAUCUUUCUGAUGCUGAUGUUCAUUCUGAAGUUGUAAAGAAUCUAGCAGAUAUGGCAGCAUCAGCUUCAAACCAUGGCCAAAAACGACGUGACGGAAACAAAAGGAAGGAGAUAGAAGAGAUAGUUCGACACAUGUCAAAUUUGCCAAGUUAUCUUGAGAGGGGAAAACCCAUCCAAGAUCGAGCAUUGAAUUUUGGUGUUAUGGAUUGGGGGCGCUUAGAGAAAUGGCAAUAUCAUCAUCAAAAACAGGGCCUUUUCAGAAGUAACAAAUGUUCGCCAUCUAGCAGCAACUCAUCUUUGUUAUUUUCGACUGAUGGAUCAUCUCCCCAUUCUACUAGAGGUCAAAGCUCUUCACCUGCUUCUUUGAAACCUCAUCGUGUUACUCUACAAUCUAGUUUAAACAUAUCUCCAGAAGAAAUCUCCAGUCGAUUUGUGAAAUCAAGUUCAGGAAAUCUUGAUAAGUCUCAAGAUGUUAAAGAUGCUCUGCUUAAUUACUCCGGUGAGAAGAGGACUACCAACAGAUCACGAAACAAGCCAAGAGGUUGCAACAUGGAUGAUUCGUAUCCUCGAAAUCGUCAUGAAUCUAAAUCAUCGGAUGAUCUGGGAAGUUUUCAUACUGCAUCAUCAUCACCUUCUUCAAAGGGCAAGAAGAAAAUCCAAGAUGAGCUGGUAAAUGAACUGGGGAAUCUUCAAGAUCCAUCGUAUGGAACCUGUGAUGGUGCUAUGCACAAAACUGUAGUCCUUUUGCCUAGAGAUGCCCCCAGAAAGAGUCGAACAAAUGGUGAAAUGUCUAAAAACAUUCAUUCAGACCCGAAUAACGGCAUUCCAAGAUCAUUUCCAUCUGAAACUGAAGCUAUAAACAGAAAAAAGUCACAGAAUGAAGCCAUUUCUGAAAGAAAUUCUACAGAAGAGAGAGAGUCUAGUUUCUCUUCAAAUAAUUCAAAUUUUAAAACAGAUACCAUUGCAGCUAGCAAACAAAGAAGUAUAUCUCCACUUCGCCGCUUUAAUUUUAGCAUGAGCUCGAAGUCUGCAGCUCUUACAUCUGCUAACACAAUUCUGGAGUCUCCUCCAGCUUCUCGGACUCAUUCAAGCCCUUUAAGAAGGUUGUUGGACCCACUCUUCCCAUCAAAGUCCCCUGAAGAUUCAACAAUAAAAGCGAAAGUGAAGUUAGAUUUGAGAAGUUGCAAGGAAGUCAGAGUUGAUGAUUCACAUAUGACUAAGAUGAAUGAAUCAUCAUCAACAAAACAAGCCCUUUUUCAGAUAGCUGUUAAGAAUGGUCGUCCUUUUUUUACGUUUGCAGUUGAUAAUAACAUCAACAUACUUGCAGCCACAGUAAGAAGUUUGAGUGGGAAAGAUGACAGCAAUGGUUGGAUCUAUACAUUCUUCACCAUCCAUGAGGUGAAGAAAAAGAAGAGUGGUUGGUUAUCUCAGGGCACCAAAGGCACGGCCCAAGGGUAUCAUCCUAACAUAACAGCUCAAAUGAAGGUUUCAAAUCCUUCAAUUUCUAGUCGGGAGUUUGUUUUAUCCUCCGUGGACCCAAAUCGGUUGGACCACCAAGUCUUGGAUGGCCAGCCACAAGAUGAGCUGGCAGCCAUUGUUGUGCGAUUUCUAAGAGAGGCGGACGAUGAAGAGGAUCAAGAUUGUUUUAGCACAACGGUUAUUCUACCUGGUGGCCAUCAUAGUGUACCAAGCAAAGGAGAACCUUCACCGCUAAUUGACCGGUGGCGGUCUGGCGGUGUAUGCGAUUGUGGAGGUUGGGAUAUGGGCUGCAGAUUAAGAACCCUUGCUAACAAGGUGCAAUCUACUAGAUCAAAGUCACCUGAAGCUCAUAUGACCUCUAACAAAUUUGAGCUUUUCUUUCAGGGAGAGGUUCCAAAUGAGAGACCCUUCUUCAGCCUUUCUCCAUUGAAGGAAGGAAUAUUUUCGGUUGAGUACAAUUCAUCUCUAUCGCUUCUGCACGCAUUCUCGAUCUGUAUAUCAGUGAUCGAAUGCAGAAAAUCGUGUCAGCAUACGGAGCUUAAAACAUACGUUGCCAAACGAGUAGAUGACGAUGAGGCUCCUGUAACAUAUGCAUCAUUUCCACCUCUUUCCCUUGUGGAAAGGGUUUAGACCUCAAUGACAUGCAAUCAGGUCUUUUGACGACCGAUUUAGUUAAAUAACACAAGGGAAGACCCAUACGAAAACUUGCGUCCCUACCCUCGGAAAGCCGAGGAAUGUUAGCGGACUGGGUCGAUGUGGUUAUGAUUAUGAUUAUGAUUAUGAUAUAGAGUUACUGGGGUAUAUUCAUUGUGAAUGAAAUGAAAUCAGUGGGGAAUGUAAGUUAAAGCUUUAU